AUGGAUCCCAGAUUGGUGGAGGCAGCGCUUAAUGGAAACAUCAUUGAACUGCAGAAAUUACUUCAAGAGGACUCCCUCUUACUGGAGAGAGAUUCACUAGCCGUGUACCCUGAAACUGCCCUUCACAUUGCAGCCAUGGGUGGGCAAACAGAGUUUGUGAGGGAGCUACUGAAGCUUAGUAAACCAGAUUUUGCCACCAGACUGAACAAGGACGGGUUUAGCGCAAUACACAUAGCCUCCGCCAAUGGUUUUGUGGAAACAGUGAGAGAGUUAUUGAACUUUAGCCGUGAGCUUGCCCAUCUCAAGAGCAGAGAUGGAAAGACUUCUCUUCAUUGUGCAGCUGUAACUGGGAGGGUUCGAGUUAUUAAGGAAUUGGUUGGCUUUUUUCCCGACUGUAUCGAAGACGUGACUCAAAGAGGCGAGACUGCGCUUCACCUAGCCGUGAAGUAUAACCAAAUUGAGGCCUUCAAAGCCAUGGUUGAUCUAUCGAAGCAGCUUAACGUAAAGGACAUUCUGAAUGCUGGGGAUGAAGAUGGCAACACUGUCUUACACCUUGCAAUUGCAAGGAAGCAGAGUCAGACUGUGAAAUUGCUACUUGGUGGUGAUGGUAUUGGUAGCCAACAAGAAGCAGUCAGUGUGAAUGUGACCAACAAGAGUGGCCUCACGGCUUUGGAUGUGUCCGAUGUCGUACAGCAAAUGAUGGGUGAACCCACUAAUUUCAUGCUUAGGGAUUUGCUUCUGCGCACAGGAGCCUUCAGAGCGUCAGAACUUGAAGACGUUCAAGUUCAUCAUGUGCAGAUCUCGAUGACGACAUUGCCUCCCAAUAAGACUCCCUGCCAGUUCUUAUUACACGAGAUUUCACUUCUAAACCCUUGGAGGGUUUGGAAAAUGUUAGCGAAGGAAGUGAAAAAGUCAUCAUCACAAACUCAAAAUGCAUUGCUUGUUGUGGCUGUACUUAUCGCAAGUAUGACCUACCAAGCCAUACUAAGUCCUCCACUUGGCGUUUAUAACGGCGACGAUUAUAGUCAAGCUAAUUUGUCGUUCAACUUACGAGAAUUCCUUCCAUUCAUGAUUCCCAAUUCCAUUGGGUUUUUCGUAUCGCUUGCGGUGAUUAUUUUGGUAAUGGAUGACUUUCCACUCAGAGCAUUGCUGGGGAUCGCUGUGCGUUGCUUGGCUGCAAGUUAUAUUUGUGGGCUUUUGUUGAUUGGACCUACUAGUGUACAUGAUUCACAGUCGGGGCUGAUAACAAUAGGAACAAUCGUCUCCAUAGACUUCCUUCGCUUCAGCUACUGGUUAUUCAAGAGAUGGUGCAAAGAAAUUAGAAACCGCCGAAGAAUCUAA
Molecule: messenger RNA, 1341 nt
Organism: Alnus glutinosa
Lineage: Eukaryota; Viridiplantae; Streptophyta; Magnoliopsida; Fagales; Betulaceae
Product: ankyrin repeat-containing protein BDA1-like
Exons: 2
Coding region: 1-1341 (446 amino acids)
Molecular function (GO): protein binding
Source: RefSeq, a predicted model, not a curated record